Molecule: messenger RNA, 235 nt
Organism: Symbiodinium pilosum
Lineage: Eukaryota; Dinophyceae; Suessiales; Symbiodiniaceae
Source: the annotation of a GenBank genome assembly
GUGUGCGUGUGGAUCGGCAAGCCAAGACGGCGUCAGCCUUUCCGGAGAGGCAGCUCAAGAAGGCUGCGAACGUCUACGGGAAGAUGGUUUGGCAGGAGAUCUUCAAUCCAAAGAAGACAACAAUGACGCCGGUGAUGAUUGCUGACGGCCCAUCAACUUCGCCAAACGCGCAGCUGGAGGAGGAUGCAAAGGAGUUGGAAGCUGCGCUGAAUGUGGCAAAUGGUGGGGAAGAAGC